Molecule: messenger RNA, 1167 nt
Organism: Verticillium alfalfae VaMs.102
Lineage: Eukaryota; Fungi; Ascomycota; Sordariomycetes; Glomerellales; Plectosphaerellaceae
Exons: 2
Coding region: 1-1167 (388 amino acids)
Source: RefSeq, a predicted model, not a curated record
AUGGCAGGUGCGCGCGUUGACCCUGACUGCGGAACAAGAGAAGAGGACUGGUUCGAUCCGGACGCAGACUCCGAUGCAGAUGAUUACGCUCAGAAUAUGGAGCGUACUGUCAACGAUGCCGUCCCGCAAUCCUUGUACGACAAGGCUCGAGACCAACAAGACCAGUUAACGCAGGAAGAGCGCAAUAUUUUGCUUGGCCGUAACGACGUGAUCGGAAGAGCGCUCGCCCAGCCAGACUCUCUUACGGCUGAGGAUAUCCAUGACCUGUUUUGCUGGCCACCGCCAGACGUGGCGCGUAACAAUAUCGAACGCGCCACGGCUGGAACACUCAGCACGCCUGUUGAGGUCUACGCCAAGGCCAGAGAGGCAAUAGAUGGCGGGCGUUUUCAGACGAUGACGAAUGCCGAAGAGGUUCAGCUCCUUACGAAUGGAUUUCACGAAAAGAUCGAUGGUUCAUACCCGGCAAGGUACAUGGCAGCUUUUCAUUCUCCAGGAUACGGGCAUGCCGUCAAUCUGAUAGCAAGAAGGCUCAUACCGGACCUUAUCUCAGUCACUCAGGCAGCCGCCAGCCGCCAGUUUCCGCCGAGGGCGUCGAGCCAACCUGUAGCAAUAGCGACUCCAAUCUCACAAGCUGAUUUUCAAGGAGGGCCUUGGCCACCUGCAUCGGCUGUGGAGUUACGCUCUGCCAUGCAGAUAUUCAUGAACGACAGCAAUAUCAGAGGCCACGAUAGUGGGCUGCAGUGGUCUGCUUUACCCGAGGCCGAAAAGGAGACCUAUCGCACGCGAUCUGAAGCGAUCCGCCGCGAGGCCUGGGCCUGGUUUGACACAGCGAUAGCCGAGGACCCAGAUCGCUUCAACCCCAAUCGCGUUGCACCAAAUCGCGUGCCACUUGAAGUGCAUGUGCCUCAGACAGAGGGCGGGAAACAGCGGUAUCAGGACGUCGCACGGGAACGGGACUUCUGCCGAAGAUACGAGAAACAGGUAUACGGAAUGCCCAAGAUAAUCACAGGUCUUGGAUUAUUCUGCGACGAGAGGAGUGUGGGAACAGGCUCUCAAGAGUUUCAUGAGGCAUUGCAAAUUUGGCGAGCCAUGUCUCAGGAGCAAAGAGAUAAGUACAACGAAGAGGCCAAGUUACUCAAGGCCAAUGCCCAGGCUGCCCAUCGCUAG